AUGGCCCUACCCAUCCCGCUUCCCGAAGGCAUAACAAGUCGCAACAUCCAAACCAACGACCUAAACAUCCACAUCCUAGAAGCCGGCUACACCCCAGAAAACAAUAAACCACUGAUAAUCCUCCUCCACGGCUUCCCAGAGAUCGCCUACUCAUGGCGCCGCGUGAUUCCCAAACUAGCAGCAGCAGGCUUCCACGUCGUAGCCCCAGACCAGCGCGGCUUCGGCCGCACCACGGGCUGGGACACGCGCAGCUAUGAGGAUGUGGACCUGGCAACCUUCUCGCUGUCCAGCCUGGUGCGGGAUAUUGUGCUCCUCGUACACGCCCUAGGCCACCGCUCCGUGCGGUGCGUCGCCGGCCACGACUGCGGCGCUGUAUCGGCAGCCAUGUGUGCCCUAAUGCGGCCAGAUUUCUUUCAGAGCGUUGCGCUCAUGAGCCAUCCGUUUAAUGGGGCCCCUGAUUUACCGUUUAAUACGGCGAAUGCAGAUUCCGCGGCGGCCGGGUCUGAUACGGCGGCAGGUGGGGCGGGCGGUGCUGAGGGUUCGGCUGCUGCUGCGGGGAUCCAUGAGGCGCUUGCGGAGCUCGGGCGUAAGCACUAUAAGUGGUAUUACUCGACUAAGCAGGCUGGGCCUGAAAUGUCGGAUCUGGGGCCUGACGAGAUGCAUCGCUUCUUGCGGGGAUACUUUCAUUUGAAGAGUGGUUCGUGGCCUGGGAAUCGGCCGCAUCCGCUAGGGAAGUGGUCUGCGGCCGACCUAGUCAAGUUACCUGGGUAUUAUAUCAUGCCGUUGAAUGAGACGAUGCCUGCUACGGUGGCGCGCGAUAUGGCACAUGAGCCGUCCGACAGUCUGGCCUCGCACUCGUGGCUGCCGGAUGAGGAGCUCGCUGUUUAUGUGGGUGAGUAUGGUCGUACGGGCUUCCAUGGUGGAUUGAAUUGGUAUCGUGUUCGCACUGCUGCUGGGGGCCGGUAUACGAAGGACUUUGACGUCUUUGCUGGGAAGAAGCUCGAGCCGCCUUGCGCUUUUGUCUCGGGCAAGCUGGACUGGGGUAACUAUCAGGAGCCUGGUGCUAUUGAGAAGAUGAAGACCGGGGUUUCGUGUGCAGACCUGCGCAUCUUUCGGCUUGUGGAUGGGGUUGGGCAUUGGACACCCCAGGAAAGUCCGGACGAGGUGGCACGGGCGAUUCUGGAUCUGAUCGGAGGUCUGCGCGACUAG
Messenger RNA from Penicillium samsonianum, 1209 nucleotides. Its product is annotated as alpha/beta fold hydrolase. The record is from RefSeq and is a predicted model, not a curated record. Bases 1 to 1209 code for a protein of 402 amino acids. Gene Ontology annotation, molecular function: hydrolase activity. The transcript has a single exon. Lineage: Eukaryota; Fungi; Ascomycota; Eurotiomycetes; Eurotiales; Aspergillaceae.